UAUUACUAUUAUUUAUCUACCACUUUGAACAAAUGAUUUGCAAGAAAUGUUGGAUAAUGUGCGGGACUUACCGUGAGAGAAAGUACAUUCCUAUUCACGAAGUUUGUCAAAAGCUUAAACCCAACCAGAUGAAACAUUUACUGGCUUUCCAUGCAGUUACUGGGUGUGAUACCACAUCAAAGUUGGCAUCAGUAACUAAAACUGGCGCAUGGAAACAUUACACAGAAGAAAAUUCAGCACUCCUUAGUGGACUUGGAGCUACCUCUGACCUGGCCAGCGAUGUACUCGACAAUAUCGAGCAAUUCGUGGUGCAAGCUUUGUACAAGGUUGGGCCAGACAUUACAAUGUCAAAUGCAGCGCGCGUUUCUCUUUUUGGAGCUGUAAAGGUGCUGGAAUUCUUGCCGCCUACCAGUGACGCACUGCGCUUGCAUAUCCUUCGGUGCCACUAUCAGGUUUUUGUGUGGAAAAACUCCCACGUGGCCUUCCCCGAACUACCUGACCCUAAAAAUUGUGGGUGGAAGGUGGAAGGCGGGCGAUAUGUGCCUAUUCUCAUGACUCUGCCAUCUAUCCCAAAGUCAUGCCCGGAGUUUAGUGUUUGUGGCUGCAAAGGACUGUGUAACACAAAGCAGUGUGGGUGUAGGAAGGAGCCCUGGGUCCCUUGCACAAAACUGUGUAAGUGCAGAGCAAAGUGCUUGAAUGGGGCAGGUGACGAUGACGAUGAAUGACGAGUAUUAAUGUCAAUUGAAUUCAGAAAAUAAAAGUCCUUUAACACUUGUUUAAAAUAAUUUUGAGCAUUUAAACAUGCUCUAAAUCCCCUCAGACACAGCACAUAAUUUUCUACACAUUUCGAUAAAAAAAUGAUUUUUUUGGUUAAUA
Photinus pyralis (common eastern firefly) is the source of this 876-nucleotide messenger RNA. RefSeq lists its product as uncharacterized. Lineage: Eukaryota; Metazoa; Arthropoda; Insecta; Coleoptera; Lampyridae. The coding region runs from base 33 to 725 and encodes 230 amino acids. The transcript has 3 exons. The record is from RefSeq and is a predicted model, not a curated record.